This is a messenger RNA of Phascolarctos cinereus (koala), 2144 nucleotides long. The record is from RefSeq and is a predicted model, not a curated record. NCBI's taxonomy places the organism in Eukaryota, Metazoa, Chordata, Mammalia, Diprotodontia, Phascolarctidae.
CCCCCUCACCCCCAUUCCCCAGCUCCGCCGGGACCGGAGGGCAAGAGCCCGGCCCCGCUCUGCCCAGGGGGGCGGGGGGGGCUGGAGGCUGAGUAGCAGAGGAGGGAGCGGGCGGGCUGGCGGCGCGGCCGCGUAAGAUGAGCAGCAGUUGCUCUGGGCUGGGCAGGGUCCUGGUGAUUGUGGCUGCAGCCUUAGUGUCUGUUUCUUCCACUGGGCCUGAGGCCUGGGGUCCCCCAGGGGUCCAAUACGGGCAACUUGGAGAGACCAUUGUGCUCUUGUGUCCAGGAGUGACUCUCGGGACGCUGGUUUCCUGGCAUCGGACUGAUGGCCACGCACUUCUGGGGACAGCGAGGUCAGAGUUAGGGUUGGGACAACGGGAAUUGGUCCUGGAGCAGGCAGAUAGCAAAGACGAGGGCACUUACAUCUGUCAGUCCCAGGAUGGGGGGACCAGAGGCUCUGUGACGCUCCAACUAGGCUACCCCCCAUCUCGUCCCAUGGUUUCCUGUCGGGCAUCAGACUAUGAGAAUUUCUCCUGUUCCUGGAGCCCUAGCCGGGUCAGUGGCCUUCCCACACGCUACAUUGCCUCCUACAGAAAGAAAAUCAUCCUUGGAACAGAAGGAGGAAGGCCAGCACUGUCUGCAGAUCCCUGGCCGUGCUUACCAGAACUUCCUGGGGCUGCGCGGUGUGUGGUCCAUGGCUCUGAGUUUUGGAGCCAAUAUCGGAUUAAUGUGACUGAGGUGAACCCCCUGGGAGCCAGUGCCCGCCUACUGGAUGUGAGCAUGCAGAGUAUCUUAAGGCCAGACCCACCCCAGGGACUUCGAGUGGAACCAAUUCCUGGGGCUCCCCGACGCCUGCUGGUCAGCUGGGCCUAUCCAAACUCCUGGCCCCUCCAACCCCACUUUCUGCUCAAGUUCCGACUGCAAUAUCGCCCUGUGCGCCACCUGACCUGGUCCAUGGUGGAGCCAGCUGGCCUAGAAGAGGUGAUCACUGACGCCGUGGCCGGGCUGCCCCACGUGGUGCGAGUUAGUGCUCGAGACUUCCUUGAUGCUGGCACCUGGAGCGACUGGAGCGAGGAGGCGUGGGGGACCCCGAGUCCUGCAUUGACCGCCUUUGGUCCGAGCACCAGACCUAGCGAGAGGCCCCCGGAGACAGAGACACAGACGCAGGUGCAGGUGCAGGCACAGACAGAGAUGAAGCCAGAGAGACAAGUUCUCCCCAGGCCCUCCCUGCAGCCUGACUCUCAGCCAUUAAUGGACAACAGGGAUCCCCUGGAGCAGGUGGCUGUGGUAGCAUCUCUGGGCGUCUUCUCUUUUGUGGGUCUGGCUGCUGGGGCCCUUGUACUCCUGCUCUGGCUCAGGCUGAGAGGAAACAGAAAAGGGGCUGCCCCAAAGCCUGGAUUCUUGGCUCCUAUGGUGCAGGUGAAGACCAUGCCUGGUCUUUCCCCUGAGGCCUCAAUCCUGAGUUCCUAUCCUCCUGGAAAAUCUCACUCAGCCCAUCCCUAUCCUCUGGCCUUUCCCCAAAAACACAACCAAGUGGUGGCUCAGAUCCUGUAAGUGAACUUUGGAGGAUCUCAUUCCUAGUAGGAUCUUUACAGUCAGCACCAGUGUGGAAGGACAGCCGGAGUUUCUGGAAGGAUAGUUGACUCCCCUUCAACUCCAUUGUCUUGAGGGGCUAUUUAGGGUCCAUUUUUGUGGGACUCACAAUAUCCCCAAUAUAUGCUAUUCAGUGGGUGGGUGAACAACUCCUUAGUCACGGGGCUCAUGCAAUAUCCUCCCUUUCCCACCCCAACCCCGGCUCGGAAUAAGGGAAACAGACUUCCCUCUCAAACAUCUGGGGCCAUAAGGGACAUAUACGGAAAUACACCUGAGGCAAGGUGAGGUGUGUUUCUAUGUACAUGUGGGAAAUAUCCAUGUGUGUGUUUGUGUGUCUAUGUGUAGGACCCUGGGUAUGAGUCAGGUGGUAACAUGGGCUUUCUGAAGACUAUACACCUGUGGUUGUUUAGACACAUACCUGUGUAAGCCUCCUAGUUCUGUAUUUGUGUGUGGGCACCAAUGCAUGUUGGUGGGAGAGGAAGCUUGGAGGAUGAUAGGGUAUUGUUGCAAUGUAUCUAUGUGAAUAAAAGGAAUUAGGAGUUCUUUGUCAUA